GUUCCAGCUCCCCUGCUACAAAAAUGAAUGACAAUGACAUUCCCCGUCAUGGUGGGCGAGAGGAGGAAUGGAAACCUGCUCGUACAUCUGGGGCCCAAGCUGCAGGCCCACCCCGAGGAGCUGAUCCGGCAGCGCCGGGGCCACGAUGGCCACACCGAGUACCUGAUUCGCUGGAGCAUCCUCAGCUUGGAGGAGGGCCCAGGGAGCAGCACCAAUGCCUGUUCGGCGGAGAACAAAGCGGAGAACAUUCUGAUGUGGAUGUCGGCAGAGGAGGUUUAUGCCAACUGCCCGACGCUGCUGGGCAAGAGGAAGCCCGAGGGGCAGCGGGUGAAGGAGGAGAAGGCGCCCAGCACGUUCCCUCCGGAUGUCACUCUGGAUGAGGCCUCGCUGCUGGAGAUGAAGGCUGAUGUCAGGAACCUAGUGCAACGGGCUAGCCGGCAGAUGGCCGGGCCCAUGGGCCCAGAGUCCUGCAUCCUCAACACCAUCCACGUGCUGAGCGCCUAUGCCAGCAUUGGCUCGCUGACGGGCGUCUUCAAGGAGACCGGGGCCCUGGACCUGCUGAUGAAGAUGCUGUGUAAUGAAGAGAAGCAAAUCCGCCGCAGUGCUGGCAAGAUGCUGAGGGCCCUGGCUUCACACGACGCAGGGAGUCGGGCCUACGUUCUCCUGUCCCUGAGUCAGCAGGACGGCAUUGAGCAGCACAUGGACUUCGACAGUCGCUACACCCUCCUGGAGCUGUUUGCAGAGACCACGUCCUCCGAAGAGCACUGCAUGUCCUUCGAGGGGAUCCACCUGCCCCAGAUCCCUGGGAAGCUGCUGUUCUCGCUGGUGAAGCGCUAUCUGUGCGUCACCUCUCUCGUGGACAAGCUCAACAGCAGCGCGGAGCUGGGCGGGGAGCAUCAGGACUGAGCCGUGCCCUGCGCUCACGUCGGGGAGAGGAGCCGCAUGCAGCGGGAGUUCGAGUUCAGCAUGGCCAUGGCCAAUCUCAUCUCCGAGCUGGUGCGGGUGAUGGGCUGGGACCGCAGCCAGAGGAUGGAGCUGCUGUCCCUGCAGGAGGGGCAGCCGCGGGUCGUCCGCUCCAUCUUCCAGCCCAAGGCUCCCCCCUGCACCUCCGUCCAGGUGCCUCUGGUUACACCAAAGCCCUCGCCGUGCAAAAAGCAGGGCCCUGGGUUCCUGACUUUGUCUGACUUUGCCAGACGCAGCAGCUACGUGGAGUACGUGCAGGAGACCCUCAAGCCGGGGAUGAUGGUGCGCAUGCUGGAGGACUACGAGGAGAUCAGCGCUGGGGAUGAGGGCGAGUUUCGCCAGAGCAAUAAUGGCAUGCCCCCCGUGCAGGUUUUGUGGCAAUCUACAGGCCGGACUUACUGGGUGCACUGGCACAUGGUGGAGAUUAUUGGCGCUGGAGAGCAGCCUGAAGAAGCUACUGCCCAGGAAAAGGUAUCCAGUCUGACAGAGAACUUGACACUAACCACAGUGACCCAGACGUUUUACUGCAAGCCCCUUGGGGGGCUCUACUCCCUGCCCUAUCUGACGGACCGACUGAGCGAGGACUCCGAGGCCCUGAGCCGGGCUGAGUGGUGGGAGCUGCUCUUCUUCGUGAAGAAGCUAGACCCCCACGAGCAGCAGGAGGUCGCCCAGCUCAUCCGGCAGCACCAGGAGCUGUCGGAGCUGGAUGAAGAAGCCCUGAUCCAGCUGUCGGUACCGGUGGAGCUGGCCCAGAAAGUGCUGCAGGUGCUGAGCAAGCAGUGCCAGGGCUGCACACUGAGUGACCUGCACAGCUCCCGUGUCUACAGCAAGUACUUCCUCCGCCCAGGGGGGGUGCAGCCGGGGGGCCUGGGGCUGGACGCAGCCCCCUCGGAGUGCGCCGAAUCCCUGGUGUCCAAGAAACCAAAGACAGACCCUCCCACCGCCAGAGUGCCUGCCCCCGCCCCGGCCCCCCCGGAGAAAUCCGACUGCCAGCUGUUCAGCGAGCUGCUGCGAGUGGAGGGGCUGCCCUGCCUGGAGAUGGCGGAGGAGAAAGCCAAGGUGUUGUGCAGCGUGAAGGGGUCGGGGAAGAAGAACUCGUUGGAGAGGAUUGCAGAGGUGGUGGAACUGAUCCAGAGAUCCAGCUCCGAGGUGGGGCUGCAGCUAGCUGGGCUCAGGUUCAUUAUCAAGAUCCUGGAGGAGGAGACCGGGCGAGAGCGGCAGGUCAUCAAACCCGAGGGCAGACUCACCAUCAGGGAGAAGCUGGUGAAGAUGCUGGUGGAGCUGCUGACCAACCAGGUGAAGGAGAAGCUGCUGGUGGUGCUGGCGCUCCGCCUGCUCUGCGUGCUGAUGGCCAAGUACGACUGGCGCGUGCUCUUCGCCACAGAGGGCGGGGUGCGUGCCGUGCUGGCCUGCAUGCAGGAGUACGCCCCCUCGGCGCUGGUCCAGCAGGCUGGCCUGGAGGUGAGUAUGCGCCGGCAGCUGCGGGGCCAGGCAUCUCUCGGGGGGAGAAGUGUGGCUCCCGGGGGAGGUGGUGGCUGUAGUGGGCUCAGGUGGGGACAUGCCGGGAUCCUGUGUGGGAGAGGGUGGGAUGGGGUGGCCAGUGCUGGGAUCCCAGGGGGAUCCAGAUGCAUUGGGCAGCCUCGUGUUCUGUGCCCAGGGCUGGCGCUGCCGGCUCUCCUC
This is a messenger RNA of Chelonoidis abingdonii (Abingdon island giant tortoise), 2643 nucleotides long. NCBI's taxonomy places the organism in Eukaryota, Metazoa, Chordata, Testudines, Testudinidae. The record is from RefSeq and is a predicted model, not a curated record.